AGACAAGGCACCAACACAAGUCCAUCUAAGUCACCAUAUGUUUCCUGAAAGAACAUAGAGACAACCGAGACUCUUUCAAACUUUCUAGGAUGUCCCUCAGUGCAGUAACAACAGAGGAUGGGAAGGUUUCUUGCAAAACUGAAGAGGGAUCAGUGAUCAAUAUUAACAUAGCACAACAAUCCUCCUGGGACUAUCUGAAUGAUGGUGUCAAUAUCUUGAGGAAGAUUUGGAAUGAGGCACCACCUACAACACUAAUGUCGCCAACAUCCAAUGAGAAGGCUGCUGCACUACCUGUAAUACUUGGGGCCUCUCAGUUUCCCAUGGGUAUCAUCAGUGUUGCAUUGUAUGCCAUUGUCUUGGUUACAGAUUUAGAAGUAUUUCGUGGUGCUCCUCUCUGGAUGGGAAUACCGUUCAUUCUCUCUGGACCGUCUGAAGUUGCGGCUUACAUAAAUCAGGGCAUCUGGGUGUUUGUCUCUGUUAUCAGCCAAUUGCUGAUUUUUUCUGUCUCAGUCGUUGGCCUUGUAUUUACUGGGGACGCGCAGCAUAAUAGGUUCAUGUACUAUUUAAAAGAUGACAUACCGGUAUGUGAAGGAGUCCUAAAAAAUGCUAAGACUGGCAGCUAUCAAUCGUAUGAUUUAUCGAACAGCUACAACCAGCAUAUCAGCUAUUACCAAAGCGACCCUCUGAAGGAAUGCCAACACGUUGUCAAUAUAGCUAAGGAUCUCUCAUAUGGGCUCCUGAUUAUGCUUCUGAUCAUCGGUUUCUGGGGAGUAAUCUCAUCCACCAUUACUGUCAUGUACAGACUGAAAACAGAGUAUGAUAGCUGCAAUCCAUAUAAGGGACUUGCUGAAGAGGACAAUGAACCUCGGGAGAAGACUCCUCCUUAUACCAUCACUAUGUAAAGGAAAGAACCCAAGACUGAAUAUCCAUGCAUCUUUUGCCAAUUUCGUCAUAUAUUAUUUUGUAUUUAAAUAGUUAAUGAAAUAAAAAUAAAAAACAAAUCAAACACUUUCAAA
Rana temporaria (common frog) is the source of this 1016-nucleotide messenger RNA. RefSeq lists its product as uncharacterized. Bases 90 to 902 code for a protein of 270 amino acids. Lineage: Eukaryota; Metazoa; Chordata; Amphibia; Anura; Ranidae. The record is from RefSeq and is a predicted model, not a curated record. The transcript has 7 exons. Gene Ontology annotation, cellular component: membrane.